This is a messenger RNA of Thyridium curvatum, 2331 nucleotides long. RefSeq lists its product as uncharacterized. Gene Ontology annotation, molecular function: zinc ion binding; DNA-binding transcription factor activity, RNA polymerase II-specific. Gene Ontology annotation, cellular component: GINS complex; nucleus. The transcript has 5 exons. Bases 1 to 2331 code for a protein of 776 amino acids. NCBI's taxonomy places the organism in Eukaryota, Fungi, Ascomycota, Sordariomycetes, Thyridiales, Thyridiaceae. Gene Ontology annotation, biological process: regulation of DNA-templated transcription; DNA replication; double-strand break repair via break-induced replication. The record is from RefSeq and is a predicted model, not a curated record.
AUGUCGACGGACUCGCGACGCCAGUGUUGGGAGUGCCAGCGGCGCCGCCUUGUUUGCGACUCGACCUAUCCCGUCUGCAUCCAGUGUCGGACGACGCGCAUCACCUGUCCUGGGUACGAAGACAAGAGACCACUUGUUUGGCUAGCUCCGGGCCGGGUCACGUCCAGGACUCGACGACGGCCGCGCAAGGGUGCUGCUGCUCCGAGCAAACUCGAGGUGUCCAAGUCCGGCAGGGCAAAGACCAAUGAAAAGCAGACACAGGACCUAGCUGUUGCUCCCUUGACGCAGGCUGCAGUGCAAGACAGAGUGAAGAUUCCUAAGCUUGUCCUGAAGACGGAGAGGUGUGACAUCUAUAGUGCUGCUCACUACUACAAUGAGGCCAUCUACCCCGAAUUGGUUGCCACAGAGCUGGCGCCAACAUGGUUCGUCCUCCCAUCCAUCCACCUAUACAUCGAGGUCCUGCCGCCGUCCAUCCGCCAUACCCUCAUCGCCAUGGUGUUCGGCCACCACAUCCUGCAUCGGCCCUGCCCACCGGACAUGAGCUUCUCCAACGAGGACGUCAGAGCCCUGCACAAGCAUCGCCUCUCGGCCAUCCAGUCUCUCAAUGCAGAUAUCAGCGACGCGAGCAGGUGCCGGAGCGACAUGACCAUCAAAGCGGUCCUCAUGUUCCUGCUGCAGGAGCUGGGGCAGUGCACGCUGCCCAGCUGGCGCGAGCAUCUGCACGGGCUGUUGGCGCUUUUCGAUCUCCGGGGUGGCCUGAUGGAGUACAUCCGCACGUCCCAGGACACCAAGGUGACGAUGGUGUCCUUCUUCAUCAAUGCUACCAGUCCCGCAGGGCAACAAACAAUGCCGCAGGAGCACCUCGAAUCUAUCGAUACUAUUCGAGAGCUAUACAGCAAAGCCUUGUAUCCAAACUGUCCCUGUCCGGCUGAUAUCUUUACAUGCAUCGUCCGAAUCAACCACCUUCGAUAUCAGAUCUGCCAACUGGGCAGCACCGCGUCGCAGCUGGCAGCCCUCCAGAACUCCGCCGAGGAAGUCCUCGGCUCCUUGCUCGCCUUCCGGGCGGAGGACUGGGACUGGAUCAAGCCCGGCACCUCGCACCUGCAGGACUGGCUCCUCGUCGGCCGCGCCUUCCAGUCCUCGGCGGUGCUCUUCCUGCUCCACACGCUCCAGGCCGUCUUCCCGGCCCCUCGCCGGCGCGAGCUGCACCCGCAGUUCGCGCACCACAGGCAGGCCGUCCGGCGCCUGCUGGGCGAGUCCAGGCCGCGCCCGCGGGCGAGGCGCGGCAUGGUCUGGCCGAUGGUCGUGGACGGCGUGUCGGCCGAGGCGGACGGCGCGCUGCGGGCGGCGAUUGCGGACGGCUUGGAGAGGCUGAGCCGGGAGCAGGGCUCGGCGUCGCCCCUGCAGGCCAAGAUGGUGCUGCAGCGGUUCUGGGACUCGGGAGGACGCGGGUGGGAUGAGUGCUUUGACCAGCCCCAGGUAGCCAGCCCUCGACCUCGCCACCCAAAAGCCAUGGCUCUGCCCCUGCCCGCGGGGCUGACCCCCGCCGAGGUCGCCUUCGUCUGCGAGAUGGAGCUCGUCACCGUCGUGCCCCGCCAGCGCCUCGACAGCAUCAGCCUCCUCGGCGGCGAGACCCCAGCCCUCCGGCCCCCGCACCGCGCCGACCUCCCCCUCUGGCUCGCCCUGCUCCUCAAGAAGCAGCGCCGCGCCAACAUCGUGCCCCCGCCCUGGCUCGCGCCCGCCUCCCUGCAGGAGCUCAUCCACUACGAGACGCACACCGACCCGCUCGACUUCAGCCCGCCGCCGCCGCCGCCCGUGCGCGCCGACGCGAGGGGCAACGCCCGCCGCGUGCGCGACCUCGAGCGCGACGAGGCCCUCUCGGCGCCCUUCCUGCCCUCGUGCACGGCCGCCGCGCCCGCCGGCUUCCUGCCCUACCACUGGCUCGAGAUGGCCGAGGCGCUGCUCGCGCACGCGCCCGACGACAUGCCCGCCCCUGCGGGGGAGGUGCGCGGCCUGCUGCGCGACCUGGCCGAGGUGCGCGCCGCCAAGAUGCGCGCGCGCACUACCACGACGACGAGCACCACGUCCACGUCUGCAUCCGCGUCGGCGCCGGCGGGCCGCCCCAAGGAGGAGCGGGGCUUCGGCGGCGACCCCGUCACGAACCUGCGCGGCGUGGGCGCCAUGGAGCUCGCGGAGAACAGGGGGUUCGUGCUGGGCGUCGUCGACGGCGUGAGGAAGCUCGGUGCCAGUGCUGAGGCGACGAGGAGGGAGGAGGAAGAGGAGAUGGCGCUGGCGGCGGAGGAGGAGAGCGACGAGGACAUGGGGAUAUGA